Anoplophora glabripennis (Asian longhorned beetle) is the source of this 1386-nucleotide messenger RNA. RefSeq names its product vacuolar protein sorting-associated protein 37A (gene Vsp37A). The coding region runs from base 319 to 1311 and encodes 330 amino acids. Gene Ontology annotation, biological process: protein targeting to vacuole; ubiquitin-dependent protein catabolic process via the multivesicular body sorting pathway; protein targeting to membrane. The record is from RefSeq and is a predicted model, not a curated record. The transcript is spliced from 6 exons. Gene Ontology annotation, cellular component: ESCRT I complex. NCBI's taxonomy places the organism in Eukaryota, Metazoa, Arthropoda, Insecta, Coleoptera, Cerambycidae.
GUGUUACGUUUUAAAUAAACACAAAAACUUAAAUAAUAUCAGAAUUACACGUAAUCCUUCGUAAUCAUGAUGAAGUGAUAUCUGCAGCUAAUUUGGCUAUAAUAAUAGAGCAUAUUAAUUUCCUUUUCCUCUGAUGUUAUAUUUAGUUAUAGUUCAAAUAAUUGCCGUAAAAAUUUGCCUAAAUUGGCAUUUCCUUAAAAUGGUCAAAUUGUCACAAGUGUCAAAUUGAAGACUUGUUUUGGUGCUUUUGUUGUUAGGCAUUAAUGUGAAAGAAAUUUAUACUUUUAACAAAUAUUCAAUGUUGUCAUAUUAAAUGUAAUGUUACCCAGACUAUUUAAAACAGAGGCUGACCUUCGUAAACAUCAGAUUAACACAUUAAAAAUAUUUAAUGACAAUGUUGUAGAAAUUACAGAAGGAGAGGAGUAUGAAAUUUCUUUUAAUUCUGGUGUAAAUAAACUUUGUUUAAAGAUUACGUUAAGUAAAGAGUUCCCUAAAGAAAAACCAAUACUGAAGAUUGUCCCCGAGGUUGUCCACCAUUGGGUUGGCAGUGAUGGUCAAAUAAAAUCAGCACCUGGUCUCUUAAAUUUUACUGUUCAUUCCGAUUUAGGCAGGGUUGUCCAAGCUAUUAUUAGAGAAUUUCAACGAACACCCCCACCUUUAGUUUCAAAUCAUUCCUCUAAUAUAGUAUCUCCCACUUUAGAUAGUGAGAAACGUACUAGUCCAAUAAAUUUUCAUUCUUCAUUUUCCACUAUCAAAAGUUUUUCUCCACCUCCACACAUGCCUCAACCAAGCUUUGUGCACCAAACUGUCCCAUUCCCCGAGCUGGCUAAUAUGUCACUAGAAGAAUUACAACUCCUUAAUGAGAAUAUUGACAUGCAAGAUGAUUUUGUGAAUGAGUUACCACAAAUUAAGGAACAAAAUAAACAUCUGGAUGACGUCAUUGUACAGGUCGAAGAAUUAGCAGAAGCUAAUCUGUCCAAGCAAAAUAAGUUAAACGAACUUAAAAGCAACAUUGACUCCAAGAUAGAACACGUUACAAAACUUGCCUUUGAAAAUGGAAGACUGCAUGCGAUAUAUCAAAAUUUCUCCGACAAAUUUUCACCUAGGAAUAUUAAGGAGCAGUUGAGGCUAGGGGCUGAAAAAGCGGAUUUAGAUUGUGAGAAAAUAGCAGACCGCUUUUUAAACGGAGAAAUAGAUGUAGAUAGGUUUGUAAAUGAUUUUAUUAAAACCAAAGCUUUGUGUCAGACUCGGAAAACGAAGGAAGAAAAAUUGUCAUAUCAAUUGGAUAAGUUGGAUAGGGCUGGAUUUUAACUCUUAGCUGUGCAAUGACUUUUAGCAUAUUUGUAUUGUGUAAUUGUGAUAGUUUUUUUUUUAAGUAAUAAAGUU